Messenger RNA from Lactuca virosa, 1516 nucleotides. Lineage: Eukaryota; Viridiplantae; Streptophyta; Magnoliopsida; Asterales; Asteraceae. The record is from the annotation of a GenBank genome assembly.
AUGUUGGUGAAGACAGAGAGACUUAUGGAGUCUGCAAAUUUCCACCAACAACAUCACGAUCAUCAGCCUCUACCGGACUCUUCUUGCUAUGGACUUUCUUGGUCCCAAAAUCCCAUUUUGAACAAUACGAGCAAUGAUACAAACUCAAGAGAUCAAAAGCAACACCUGGGCACUACUCCUAUGGUACAUGAGUUGGGAUUACCAUGGAAUACCAACAACAAUAGCAAUGUGACAAGCAUUAAUAAUCCUAUUGAAAGCUUCAUGACCCAUGAAUUGCGGCGUCUGGGAAGAAGCAAAGAUGAAUUCUCAGGCUCAGAAUCAUAUCCAAAAUUUACAGAAAUGAUAAACAGUAGCCCAACAUCCAGUAUCGAAGAUAUGCAGUUAAAGCCUGAUGUGUUGUUUAGAACAUUCUCGAAUGGGUGUCAAAUAAAAGGAGGACAGCAGCUUAUAGAUCAGUUCCCAGAUGAUAGUUCAAAUUAUCAUUACCAAAAUGGUUCUAGUCGAAGUGCAUCAAGAGGGAGUUUUAGCCAGAUUUUUCCGUCGAUAAAUAUUUCAAAUUUGAAUCAAUCCCCAGCAAAUUCUUUUGAUAUGAACUUGCCUGCUUUGGAUCUGUUUGGUUCGCCAAGAUUUAAUGGGACCUUUAGCCAUCCUUCUUCAUUCAAUCCUCAUCAACUUGGAAGCUUUUUCAAAGACACUUGUUUGUCAUAUGGGCUUGAUCAGAUGCAUCAACCUCAUAGGCCAGCAAUUUGCCCUACUAAAAUAUCAUCAGCCUUCAACACUAGUACUACAAGUUGUACAGAAGCAAAGAGACCAGCUACCAAUUACAUGGACACAAAGGCUCCUCAAUCCACACUACCAAAGAAAUCAAAAAUGGAGCCGCGUGCCUCUUGCGCACCUUUUAAGGUUAGAAAGGAGAAAUUAGGAGACAGAAUUGCAGCCCUUCAGCAGAUGGUGGCACCUUUUGGGAAGACAGACACAGCUUCGGUGCUAAUGGAGGCUAUUGGAUAUAUCAAAUUCUUACAAAGCCAAGUCGAGACGUUAAGCGUGCCAUACAUGAAGUCAACACAAAAGUCCAACAGAUUACCGACAUCAGGGGUUUCAAUGGAGGAUGGAAACGAAGAGGCAAAAAGAGAUCUAAGAAGUCGAGGAUUGUGCCUGGUUCCAUUGUCGUGCUUGUCAUACGUUACUGAUGGAGGUGGAGGUGUUUGGCAAGCUCCAUAAUUAAUUUUAAGUCGUCAGGUUCGAUCAGCUAGCCCUAUCCACUUGAAUAAUUGCAAGUGAUUUGAUCAUAUAUAUUGUAACGAUGGAGAUGAAACUAGCUAGCUAGGGCACAAUGAAGCAUAACAAUGGCUUGAUAAUGAUCUCAAAGUCAUAGCUAACUGAAUGGGUGAAUUAAGAAGGCUUAGGGAGUUUCUGAUCAUAUGCUUUCAUGAAAAACGUGGAGCAAAUUUGGUCAUCUUUUAGAAUAUGAUGUUAAGGGUGGACCACGUUUGAUCCAUUGAUUAGUAAUUGAAUG